GUGAGAGCUUGCAAGAGACGCCUUUCAUAGGUAGGCCGGCGCGAGAGGGUAGGGAACCAGCCAAUGGAGGGCCUGAGAUCCGAUGCUAACAACCAAUCAGUGGAGGCGGCGGCUAAUAUUUGAAUCGGAGGAUCGGCGGAAACCGUUGGGGUGGCGCAGUAGUAGUUAGAGGUCCUGUGUGGAGUUGAGCAGAUAUUUAUUUAUUGAUUCGUCCAAUACGUGAGAAAAUAAUAAGAUGGCUACAAAUUUUGCUACUCGAUACAAAAAGGACCUGAGCAAAGAGAAUCUCAAGACGAAACUAGUCCGUCGAAAGUCCCUUUUUCAGAAGGAGAGCAGACAGAAGGAGUUUAAUAAAGGCAGGCAGUUUGGAGUGAUUGAUGUCAAUACACAGCCAUCAAGAGACAGGGAACUUUCUCUGCUUGAGGAGUCUGGGGAAGGGCACUUGCUGAGAAGCAACAUAAAGCCAAGCCAGAUCCCAAGUUCUGCAGCUAAGACUCGUGAACAGGAACGCUUGAAAAUGCUGCAGCGAUACAAAGCUGAGAAAGAACUUCGCAAGUUAAAACAGCAGAGAGAGAAACCCACAUUUAAAUGUGGGCUAUUCAAACCAGAGGCUUCUGCCUUUCUGCCCAAAUCAUCACAUAUCCCAAUAUUCAGCAAGCCCAAGGAGAAGGAAGUGCUACCUCCAGUGCGGAUAACAAGAUCAAAGGCAAAGAACCAGUUGCAAGAACCAGUCGGACCACCAGCUAGAUCACACCUUUCAGUGGUGGCCCCAAGCUAUACCAGCAAGAGCUGCAGUCUGCAAACAGAUCAGCAUAAACUGAAGCAGAUCUACAUAGACAAACCUGCCCCAAAGGAGAGCAAAGGGGUGCAACCUGCAGCCUCCAAAGCCACAGACGGAAGAACUACAAGGACUGCAGCUGCUCCUCUGACCAAAAUACCACAGAUAUCACGGCCAGCUACAAGUGCACGUGAUCAGUCGCAGAAAAAGGCAACAAAUAAAGGAAAGCUGCAGAGAGUGGUUAAAAAUCCAGCGGCAAUGGCAACAUGUGGUAUGAAAGAGAAUACUUUAGUGGAGGCUGUGAAAGAAGGAGCGAUCCUCCAUAUCACAUCUGCUACAGACACUGACCAAGAUAAGUCCUCCCUGGAGAAAGAAAACCUUCCAGCGCCUUGCAUCCUGGCUCCUGCUCCACCAAAGAGAACACGCUCAUUUGCCCCUCAGAACUUUGUGUUUAAGCCUCUGGAGGGCUUGACAACCUACAAAGUUAAACCAAUGAGCCCUACCAGGGCAAAUGUGUUCUUAACACCCUGCUGGGGUCCCAGAAAGACCACCUGCAAAGACCCUGAAGACGGUGCAGUGGAAAUGGUGCCACAGGACUGUGGUCUAAAAAAAGAGUUCUGUAACCCAGAAGUGACUAAGGAGGAUCUUCAGGAAUGUCCGUCUUCACUGGAAUUGGCAGAUAUUAAAACAGAAUGUGCGCCUAAUGAGAUGAUGCAUGCUCUGCAGGGUGCGAAUCUGCCAGCAAAUGACUCAGCAGGAGAGCCCCUGCACAACGUGCCCUAUUUCAGAAACCUUCUUCAGUGUGAGACACAGAGGCUGAAAUCACAUUGUCUUGAAUGGGAAGGAACUGCUGAGACAGAUAUCCCCCAGGAUGCAAAAGAUCUGGUCCGUACAACCAUUGGGCAAACCAGGCUGCUGAUAGCUGAAAGAUUCAAGCAAUUUGAAGGACUGGUGGAUAACUGUGAGUUCAGGCGUGGGGAAAAGGAGACAACAUGUGGAGAUCUGGAAGGAUUCUGGGAUAUGGUGAACUUCCAAGUAGACGAUGUAAAGAAAAAAAUUGAGAACUUGAGGAAGCUUCAGGAGAACGGAUGGCAAAUGGUGGAUGAUGUCCAGUCCAAGAGACCCGUCAAGAAGAAGGCAGCCCCUCCGAAGGCAACUAAAGCUGGGGGUGGGACUGCCGAAAGGAGAGCAGCCCGAAAGCGCCUUGCCGCUAUAAAGGCAGCUGUGAAGAGCAGGGUGAGACAGAAGGAGCUGGAAACUGAAGCCGUAGGUCAAGAAAUGCCAAAGGAAGCAGGAAAAGUGAUGUUUGAUGGAGGGUUUUUCCGGAUUGAAUCUCCUUCCAAACCCUUCCCAGGCCGGACACCCAAAUCUGCAAGCAGGAUUUCCAGGCAGAUGACUCCAAGAUCUGCCAGCAGAUCCCUGCUUAGGAGUUGUGCAGGUAGCUGUGUUGUGAGACUGGGCACAGCAACCGCGUCCAACACCAUUCUUCCUAAAGCAGACGUGGAUGUAUUUGCGGAUCCUGCUGGAAGUGACCUUGGAUGCAUUUCUGAACAAAGUGACAUCCAAGCCCCAGAGGAACCAUGUGCUGCAGCCGAAGGCGUGGCAAAAGCUCCUGGCCUGGAAGAUCCCAGUGUUAAAAUGGAAGACCCAGAAAUUGCAGAAGAGGUGAUGGAGAUGGCGGCAGAUCUGGAUGAACAGAAUGUUCUGUGCAGUCAUGAGGAUUCCCAGUGUGAAGGAACAUGCUCUCCCACUGAAGAGUUGCACACCCCAGAAUGUAAAACAGGCCUCCUUCUUGGUGACUUCUCCUGUGACGAUGGGAUGCCCGGUCUCCAGCCAAACCUGGAUGGCAGCCUUUUCUUCACCCCUCUGAGGAACAAAGCUGAGAAAUUUGUGGCAGCCGCUUCGUGCAAUGACCUCAUUGUUUUUUCUCCCCUUUCUUUCCCGGAUGGGGAGAAAUAAGGGGCUGGACUACUGCAGUCUACUGGGGCCAUGCCUUGCUCAACAACAGCAGCAUCCACAGGGGAGUGUCUCUUGACCUCGUUAAUUUCUAGUUUCACUACAGAAUUAGUAGUGGUAUAAUGUACUUGUACUUUAAAUGUAAGUGUCUUGAAGAUGGGUGCUUCUGCCAGAGAACUCCAAGUUAUGCAAUGAAGAAUGAGGGCUAGAAUCUUGCAUUACCCAAAUGUUUGUGUUGUGUCGCUUGCAAGGGCUUCUAUUCUGAAUGGGCCUGACCGCACCAGGGGGCAAAACAUUUUGAGAUUCAAAAGUCUGUAAAUAAAUGUCAUGGUUUGUGUGAGAGAGAUUAAUUAUAGUGGUGUCUGAUAUUUUCUUUUACUAAAUUUGUACUUCAAUAUCCAUUGAAAUUAUUAAAAAUUAAAUAACUUGG
Molecule: messenger RNA, 3164 nt
Organism: Rhineura floridana
Lineage: Eukaryota; Metazoa; Chordata; Lepidosauria; Squamata; Rhineuridae
Gene: DLGAP5
Product: DLG associated protein 5
Exons: 19
Coding region: 236-2737 (833 amino acids)
Biological process (GO): mitotic spindle organization; centrosome localization; regulation of mitotic cell cycle
Cellular component (GO): nucleus; cytoplasm; spindle pole centrosome
Molecular function (GO): microtubule binding
Source: RefSeq, a predicted model, not a curated record